AAAGCUUUUGGCUGUUCAUGAAGCAUCCGACGCUUUAAGAGAAAACAUAAGAUUACAGGAGUCAUUUCCGAUUAUGUAAAGGGAGAUUCUGUGCGUUUGAUCCCCGCCUGCGGCGCUGGCAGCUCAUCUGCCCCGCUCCGGGCAGCACCGAGCUCUUCCCCAGCCUCCCAUUUCCCGACUUUAAGUUGUCCUAUCCAAGCCGGGGCAGUUCCCUGUGCAUUCCACGUCGGUUCCCAGGGCUGCUGAGGCGAUGGCUGUAGGCAGUCCUAGAGCACGGAGGCAGCCAGGAGCAGAUGCUUAGCCCGGUGCUUCCCAUACCUUCUGGAAGGUCCCGAGGAAGAAAUGACCAUGUAGAUUCCACAGCUUGGGUGCAACAUAAUGGGAAAUGGUGAAUGGAGUGGAGCUGGUCUGCAGCCUUGAAAGCAGCCAUUCUGCAGACCACUAGUCAGUCAGGGACACCUUGCACGCCAGAGGCAUCCUCCAAAUCCUCCACGUCGCUCGCCGGACACACACUGGAUUCUUUUUAAUUUCUUAAACCGGAAUUCGAGAUUCCUCUCCUUCAAUUUUUAAAACAGUUUUAAGAUUGUAAUCGACUACAACGAGUGGAGCAAUACAACCAGCCACAAUGGGUGACAUGACAAAUAGCGAUUUUUACUCCAAGAACCAAAGAAACGAGGCCAACCAUGCGGGAGAGUUUGGGUGCACACUGCAAGAACUGCGCUCCCUCAUGGAACUCCGAGGGACAGAAGCAGUAGUAAAAAUUAAAGAGACAUAUGGGGAAACAGAGGGGCUCUGCAGACAUCUGAAGACAUCACCAACAGAAGGAUUAGCCGGCACUGCUGCGGACCUAGAAAAAAGAAAGCUUAUUUUUGGAAAAAAUUUUAUACCUCCAAAGAAGCCAAAAACAUUCAUACAGCUAGUUUGGGAAGCGUUGCAGGAUGUGACUCUUAUAAUCUUGGAAAUUGCAGCCAUCAUAUCUUUGGGGCUUUCGUUUUAUCAGCCACCUGGAGAAGGGAAUGAAGGGUGUGGUACUGCAACAGGAGGAGCUGAAGAUGAAGGUGAGGCUGAAGCUGGCUGGAUUGAAGGUGCUGCCAUCCUCCUCUCCGUUAUCUGUGUUGUCCUUGUCACUGCCUUCAACGACUGGAGCAAGGAGAAGCAGUUCCGUGGGCUCCAGAGUCGUAUCGAGCAGGAACAGAAGUUUACUGUUGUCCGAGGUGGACAGGUUAUCCAAAUCCCAGUGGCAGAGAUAGUAGUUGGGGACAUUGCACAGGUGAAAUAUGGUGAUCUCCUACCUGCUGAUGGGAUAUUUAUUCAAGGAAAUGAUCUUAAAAUCGAUGAAAGCUCCUUGACUGGAGAGUCAGACCAGGUCCGCAAAUCUGUUGACAAAGACCCAAUGCUGCUGUCAGGUACCCAUGUCAUGGAAGGUUCUGGAAGAAUGCUGGUAACUGCUGUGGGGGUGAAUUCUCAAACUGGCAUCAUCUUCACUCUGCUGGGUGCUGGAGGGGAAGAGGAGGAAAAGAAAGACAAGAAAGAUUCUUCCCAUCCCUCCUCCCACCCUCCUUCAGCCACAGAUGGUGCAGCAGGUGCAAAUGCCACUGAUAAUGCAAAUGCCAGCUUAGUCAAUGGCAAAAUGCAGGAUGGGAAUAUGGAGAACAGCCAGAACAAAGCCAAGCAGCAGGACGGGGCUGCUGCCAUGGAGAUGCAGCCACUGAAGAGUGCAGAAGGAGGAGAGGGAGAUGACAAGGACAAGAAGAAAUCCAACAUGCACAAGAAAGAAAAAUCUGUCCUUCAGGGAAAGCUGACCAAGCUGGCAGUCCAGAUAGGCAAAGCAGGUUUGGUGAUGUCUGCUAUCACUGUCAUAAUUUUGGUACUAUAUUUUGCCAUUGACACGUUUGUGGUCAACAAGAAGCAGUGGUUGCCUGAGUGCACUCCUGUCUACGUCCAGUAUUUUGUUAAAUUCUUCAUUAUUGGUGUUACUGUGCUCGUGGUUGCUGUUCCUGAGGGACUUCCACUUGCUGUCACUAUUUCUCUGGCUUAUUCUGUAAAGAAAAUGAUGAGGGACAACAACCUGGUCAGGCACUUGGAUGCCUGUGAAACGAUGGGAAAUGCCACAGCCAUCUGCUCCGACAAAACCGGCACGCUGACGACCAACCGCAUGACGGUUGUCCAAGCCUACGUUGGUGAUGUCCACUACAAGGAGAUCCCUGACCCAGAUUCCAUACCUGCCAAAACCAUGGAACUGCUGGUUAAUGCAAUUGCUAUCAACAGUGCUUAUACUACGAAAAUUCUGCCGCCAGAAAAAGAGGGUGGGCUGCCUCGCCAGGUGGGCAAUAAGACAGAGUGUGGCCUCUUGGGAUUUGUCCUGGAUUUGAAGCAGGAUUAUGAGCCUGUCCGGAGCCUCAUCCCUGAGGAGAAGCUCUAUAAAGUUUACACCUUCAACUCCGUAAGGAAGUCGAUGAGCACGGUUAUUAAAAUGCCAGAUGGCAGCUUCCGAAUGUACAGCAAAGGGGCCUCUGAAAUUGUCCUCAAGAAAUGUUCCAGGAUCCUCAACGCAGCUGGGGAACCUCGUGUCUUCAGACCACGGGACAGAGAUGAAAUGGUGAAGAAAGUCAUAGAGCCCAUGGCCUGUGAUGGGCUGAGAACCAUCUGUGUGGCUUUCCGAGACUUUUCCAGCAGCCCAGAGCCCGACUGGGACAACGAGAACGACAUCUUAUCUGACCUGACUUGCAUUUGUGUUGUUGGCAUUGAAGACCCAGUAAGGCCAGAGGUGCCAGAAGCCAUAAGGAAGUGCCAGCGAGCCGGAAUCACGGUCCGCAUGGUCACCGGGGACAACAUCAACACAGCCCGGGCCAUCGCCAUAAAGUGUGGCAUCAUCCACCCAGGAGAAGACUUUCUCUGCCUCGAAGGGAAAGAGUUCAACAGAAGGAUCCGAAACGAGAAGGGAGAGAUUGAGCAGGAGCGGAUUGACAAAAUCUGGCCAAAGCUCCGGGUUCUUGCUCGCUCGUCCCCCACGGACAAACACACUUUGGUGAAAGGUAUCAUUGACAGCACACAGGUGGAGCAGAGGCAGGUGGUAGCUGUGACUGGGGAUGGAACCAACGAUGGACCAGCACUUAAAAAAGCUGAUGUUGGCUUUGCAAUGGGUAUUGCAGGGACAGAUGUUGCAAAGGAAGCCUCUGACAUCAUCCUGACAGAUGACAACUUCAGCAGCAUCGUGAAGGCUGUGAUGUGGGGCCGCAACGUCUACGACAGCAUCUCCAAGUUCCUGCAGUUCCAGCUCACCGUGAACAUCGUGGCCGUGAUCGUGGCCUUCACCGGGGCCUGCAUCACUCAGGACUCUCCUCUAAAAGCCGUGCAGAUGUUGUGGGUCAACCUAAUCAUGGACACCUUUGCCUCCCUUGCUCUGGCCACGGAACCCCCCACGGAGGCGCUGCUGCUGCGGAAGCCGUACGGCAGGAACAAGCCCCUCAUCUCCCGCACCAUGAUGAAGAACAUCCUGGGCCACGCUGUCUAUCAGCUCACCCUCAUCUUCACUCUGCUUUUUGUCGGUGAGAAAAUGUUUAAGAUUGACAGUGGGAGGAAUGCACCACUUCACUCUCCUCCUUCAGAGCAUUACACCAUCAUCUUCAACACCUUUGUCAUGAUGCAGCUUUUCAAUGAAAUCAAUGCACGGAAAAUCCACGGCGAAAGGAAUGUCUUUGAUGGCAUCUUCAGAAAUCCUAUUUUUUGCACUAUUGUACUGGGUACAUUUGCUAUCCAGAUAGUAAUUGUCCAGUUUGGAGGAAAACCAUUUAGCUGUUCUCCCCUGCAGCUUGACCAGUGGAUGUGGUGUGUAUUUAUUGGAUUAGGAGAACUUGUAUGGGGUCAGGUCAUUGCAACCAUCCCAACAAGUAGGCUAAAAUUUCUAAAGGAGGCAGGGAGGCUCACUGAGAAGGAGGAGGUCCCUGAGGAGGAGCUCAAUGAGGAUGUUGAGGAGAUCGAUCACGCGGAGAGAGAACUUCGACGUGGACAAAUUCUCUGGUUCAGAGGCCUCAACAGAAUCCAAACCCAGAUCGAAGUAGUCAAUACUUUCAAGAGUGGCACUUCCUUUCAGGGGGCUCUAAGGAGACAGUCCUCCGUCACAAGCCAGACCCAGGAUAUCCGCGUCGUGAAGGCAUUCCGUAGCUCUCUCUAUGAAGGUUUAGAAAAACCAGAAUCUAGAACCUCUAUUCACAACUUUAUGACUCAUCCUGAAUUUAGGAUAGAAGAUUCCCAGCCCCACAUCCCACUCAUUGAUGACACAGACCUAGAAGAAGACCCUGCUCUCAAGAAAAACUCGAGUCCACCGUCUUCGCUGAACAAGAACAACAGUGCUAUCGACAGUGGAAUAAAUCUUACAACUGAUACAAGUAAAUCAGCUACCUCUUCUAGUCCAGGAAGCCCAAUACAUAGCCUGGAGACAUCACUUUAGCUGAAAAGGUCACUGCAAAAAAAAAAGAAAAAAAAAAUAAUUAAAAUUAAAUAAAAUAAAACUCCCCCCACAGCAACCGAAAUAUAUAUAAAUAUAUAUAUUAAAAAACAUUGCUGGCUGAAAAGCUGUUUGAACUCUUAUUCACUCUGAGACAAGUGAAUGAAUUGUUGAUCACAAUGGUUUUGGGGAAAGAAUGAAUGGCUGAUUUACAUACCCCCCCGUUCCCUUUCAGAAAAACAAAAAAACAAACAAAAAAAAAUCCUCCUGCAUGAAUGUACUGUACACUGCUGGCCCUUCUUUCUCUCUUUUUGUUUGUUUUUAUUUCCUUUUUGGUUUUUUUUUUUUUCCUCCUUAAGCAGGAACUGCAGAGGACUUCUUUCUGAGGCUAUUUAUCCAAUUCACUGGUCUGUGAGUUUUUUGAAAUGCUUGUGUGGCAUGGACUCAAUUGUAUAGAUUAAUUUAAAUAACUUUUUUGAAGUUGCGAAGCUUAACUUGCACAGUAGAUUUGCACCAGUUGGACAGAGGAACUUAAACAUUUAUGAGACUAUAUAUAGAGAUAUAUACAUAUAAGUAUAUAGAUAAUUAAUUAUAUAUAUGUAUAUAUCUAUCUAUAUAUAUAUAGUUAUAUAUAUAUAAAGUUUCUUUGUUGGCAUGUUGCCUUGUUUCUGCUCAAAUUGCUCUGACUAUUUUAACUUAUUUAUGUCCUAAAAAAGAAUGUAAUUUGUUUACAAACCUGUAGAUAAAUAUCCUUAACUAUUUGUAGGGUUAAGAAAGCACUUCCUGCCGAAGUAGUAUAAAAAUGGCUCAGCUCAGCUCAUUGAAAAUGUCUGUAAUAUCGCACCCUGGAUAUUUUAUUACAACCAUGUUCUGAUUUCUGCCUGAUUUUAUUUAUUUUUUUUUUUGUUAAAUAAUGUAGAUACUGCUAGUAAAUAACAAAAGAAGCCAAAAUAUAACACAUUGGAUGUAGCAUUGUGAUCCUAUAUACAGGGAGGUAAACCAGGCUUCCUUUGUUUCAAAUAAAAAUCAAAAUGAUCAGGUUCUCUCUUUUUUUUUUCCUCCCCCCCUUUUUUUUUUGUUGGUCCCUCUGAUAAUCUGCUUGAAUUUGUUUUGGUGCAACAUACAAUAAUGGAGGCUAUUUCAUUCUUUAAACAUGCAGCAAUGGCUUCCAAAAAUAUCUUUAGAGAGAUAUUAAAUGAGUUUAUAAUUUAAAAUAAGUUAUAUUUGGUUUGUCUAUAUGGAGAUAAAACAAAUGUUAAAAUACUGUGAUAUACGGCAUUUAAUCCUUUUCAAUUAGUAAUUUAGGCAUUUAUUUCCUUAUUACUUGCAAAGUAUGGGCUGUUGGCAUUUUGGAUGAGAAUCACUGUAGGUUGUUGCUUUGAUUUUUUUUUUAAAGAAAAAUAUAAUUUCUGCACUAUUAGGACUGAAUGAAUCUUUAUUAAUUGUGUAUUGAGAUGUGCUUUGUGUGAUUUUUUUUUUUUUAACCAAGCUUGUCUUCCUGUAGUCACAAGGUAUACUGUAACACAGUAAUACAUUAUUUUACCUUGAGCUUUCUAAGAAGAAAGCUGUUUUGCAAACCUGCAGUAUGGGAGGUGGAAAAUAUUUUUCAAGAUGGUAACAGCCCUGAAAAAGCUUAAAAUUUAUGAGCUUAUAUAAUUGCUAUGUCAACCACUUGAAUGCUAAGCACUUUGUGGAUCACAGAUUUUUCAUAAAUAAUUUUUGUAUUUAAUAUAAAGUUUGCUUGGAGACUUUUCAGCAUAUGAUCUUUUCCAUAACUGUACAGUGCAAAAGACAUUUUGAAUUACACAGUUGAUUCUGCCAGGUGUGUUGGAGAACACUCUCAAACUAGCUUGAUAAACCGAUUUGUUGAGGUACUGUUACUGGUUUUGUCUUAAAAGUUGGCUCGUAAAAGGGGUUCAUCUCUGCAGUCACGAGAACUAAACCAAGCCAGAACUCUCCAAACCAAGAUUAGACUCAUGGCCAAACUGCAGACUGAACUGAGCAGAUGUUUUCAGGGUGCAUCAAGACUUAUCAGCCAGGUAAAGUUCUAAUCAGCUUGACUUGCCAGCUUCGGACUUUUGAGUAGAAGCUCUUGAAUGUUUUUGGCUCAAACGUAGUUCGCUCUCUGAUCCAAACUUCUCACUGACCAACAGAACAGGCCUUUGAAGGCACUUACAGCUCUCUGUUCAACAGAUAGUGUGACCCUUUUCUUACCAGUAUCAAGCUAGCAUGAAACCAUAAUUAUUUUAGCUGACUCCUAGCAACAAAGUGAUUAAAACUCAGUCAGGAUUGUUCGCUUUGUAAAUACGGUGAUUAACCUUUGUACAACAUGUAUUGGGUUUCUAUGGCCUACUUGGGAUAUCAUAUUCAGAAGAAAAAAAAGUGUUAUCUAUUUACAGGGAAGCCUCUAGCUUUGGACUUGAUCAUCUACAGAAGCUAUUAAUUCUGGAACAAUUUAUUUUCAACAUCUUAACACUGACUCUUUGCCUUUUUAUUUUCAAACACUCUUCAUAUUUUUUCUUGUGUUUUUGUUUUUUUUUUUUUUUAAAUUUUCCUGUAGGAGUACCCCUCCCUAAGGUACCAUUUGCAGACUUGAAAACUGUUAAGAAAAUGAACACUGCAUUCUGUGUAUAUAUAGUAAAACAUAUAUAAACUGAGAUGCAUAGAAAACUUGGGCUUUUGUGAGCAGAGACUGUGCUUUAUGUAUAUGAUAAAUGAUAGACUUUUUUUUUUUUAAAAGCAGAAUAGCUAUGACCUUUCAACUACAAGUCGUGCAUCACAAUUCCUUUCUUUUAUUGCUUGACCUCUCUGUGAUGGGAACAAUGGAUCAAAAACCAAAAUGAUCAGUUUGUUAAAAUUCCCUGCAAUAUAUAAAUGCUCGCUCUCUACGUACUGUACUUAGCAGCAUGAGAUUUGUGGACAACAAUACAGUGGUACAUUGGCAAUCCAUCCCACUAGGGGUUAUUAAUAUAUGUUCAUUCAUCUGUUUUUAUGAAUUUUUUUAUCUAGACAAUAAUUGUAAAUAAAGAACUUACUCUGUCUGUUCAUUUAAUACUAUGCAAAAGGUUAUGCUUUCUAUUGUUAUUCUUAUUCCUACAGUGUGAUGCUGGAAUGUUUGUGGUUUCAAAAAAAAAACAAACAAAAAGACAAAAGUAAGUAAAAUAUGUGAUGUAAAUUAUUUUAUAGUUUGAAACAAAAUGAUAAAGUUUUACUCUUGCUGCUUUCUGUCUAAUAGAUCUCUCUUGGCAGGAGCACAAGUGGAAAAUUUAAAGAAAUAAAUUCACAAAGCAGCAUGAACAAUAA
Molecule: messenger RNA, 7750 nt
Organism: Manacus vitellinus (golden-collared manakin)
Lineage: Eukaryota; Metazoa; Chordata; Aves; Passeriformes; Pipridae
Gene: ATP2B2
Product: ATPase plasma membrane Ca2+ transporting 2
Exons: 23
Coding region: 626-4450 (1274 amino acids)
Biological process (GO): calcium ion transmembrane transport; regulation of cytosolic calcium ion concentration
Cellular component (GO): intracellular membrane-bounded organelle; postsynaptic density membrane
Molecular function (GO): ATP binding; PDZ domain binding; ATP hydrolysis activity
Source: RefSeq, a predicted model, not a curated record